This is a messenger RNA of Tribolium madens (black flour beetle), 2705 nucleotides long. RefSeq names its product head-specific guanylate cyclase (gene Gycalpha99B). The transcript is spliced from 12 exons. Gene Ontology annotation, biological process: response to oxygen levels; cGMP biosynthetic process. The record is from RefSeq and is a predicted model, not a curated record. Gene Ontology annotation, molecular function: heme binding; guanylate cyclase activity. NCBI's taxonomy places the organism in Eukaryota, Metazoa, Arthropoda, Insecta, Coleoptera, Tenebrionidae. Bases 245 to 2257 code for a protein of 670 amino acids. Gene Ontology annotation, cellular component: guanylate cyclase complex, soluble.
GUAGCUGCUGACGCCCAAAAACGCGGCGAUAAGCACGUGAUAGUAUUGACUGAUAAUCGAAAGGAAAAAUUCAUAAUGUAAGGAUCAACCGUCUUCUGUGCUAAACAAAUAUUUGCUCUUUUGCCAGAAGGUUUCAAUAAAAGCUGCAAGCGCGAUUUUUGGGAUGUUUUUUCGACUUGUUGCCAGGUUUAUGUCGAAUAAAUAAUCGGCGAUGAAACAUAAAUGAGUCGAUAAAGUCUUAACGAUGGCGUCUUGUCCUUUCCGGCGAGCAUCUUCGCACGCUCUCCCCAACGGAGCCCUGAAGAGAUCUUUCACGUCGAGACAGUCCUCCAUCCAAAUCCCCAACGACGACCAAGAUGACGAAGACAAAAAUACGCUCAACUUGAAGCAUCUGAAUGAUGCCAUCGUGACGCUGACGGCGCCGCCGAAUGAAGCUCUUCAAGUCGCCUUGGAGUCUCUCCUGCUGAAAGAAAAUGAAACUAAUCCCAGUAGGUACUCCUGUCUAAACCGAUUACCGAGCGACGUCAGCCAUUGUAGCCAUUAUGCCUAUUUGGAGGACUUAUACGACAUCAUUUCCUCCGAGGACGGAAUUGAUGAGUUUGAAUUUCUGGACAAGUUGGGCCAGGAAUUGAUCUCAACGUCUUGCACUGGUCGUCUAGAAAGAGCUUUCAAAUGUCUAGGAAGCGACCUAAAAGAGUUCCUCAUAACUUUGGACGGCGUCCACGAUGUGCUCAAAUACCAGGAGGAGGUGGAGCACGAAGGAGAAGCUUUCAUAUGUACGAGUGACGAAGACCAUCUUCGGCUUGAUUUCACUACGGAGAGGCCCGCCGUGGCUUACCUCCUAGUUGGCAGUCUUAAAGCCAUAGCUAGAAUUCUCUACAACACUCAAGCCUAUGUAGAAGUCGCCCAAAACCAACACGACUCUCGCAAUUUUAGUUUUAAGAUCAGACACAUUGGAGGCGAGGUCUUAGAGACACCCAUCUCGACCCCCAGUCCCGACGUUGACCUCCAGAUGGGCGUGGUCACCUUCUGUAAGGCCUUUCCGUGGCACUUUGUCCUCGACCGAAAACUCGACCUGGUACAACUCGGUUCCGGCUUCAUGCGACUUUUCGGCCGACUGUUGGCAAGCCUGGGUAAAUCCGUGGCGACCUACUUCGAGUUCCAUCGCCCCCGAAGCAUCACCUUAAGCUUCGUCGAGAUCAUAAAGAGGGCGAAUACGCCGUUCGUGCUAGCCAUAAGGAACCUUCCGGGAGUUGAAUCGUUUCCAGCGGAAGGGUUAGAGCUAAAAGGUCAGAUGGUGUAUUGCCCGGAAUCCGAUUCGAUCCUCUUCAUCGGUUCUCCGUUUCUCGACGGCCUCGAAGGGUUAACCGGAAGCGGCCUCUUCAUCUCGGACAUUCCAAUGCAUGACGCCACCAGAGAUGUCAUUCUUGUAGGCGAACAAGCCCGGGCUCAGGACGGCUUACGUCGACGAAUGGAUAAACUCAAGAGCUCGAUUGAGGAGGGCAACAGGGCCGUCGAUAAGGAACGAGAAAAGAACGUCAGCUUAUUGCAUCUGAUUUUUCCGCCAGACAUCGCCAAACGGCUCUGGCUAGGUCAAACCAUCGAGGCAAAGACCCACGAAGACGUCACCAUGCUCUUCAGCGACAUCGUUGGUUUCACAUCAAUCUGUUCCACGACCACACCCAUGAUGGUCAUUAAUAUGCUGCAGGAUUUAUACAAUCAAUUCGACGUGUUUUGUGGCCAACUGGACGUCUACAAAGUGGAAACAAUAGGAGAUGCGUAUUGCGUAGCCGGAGGUUUACACAAAGAGACCGACACCCACGCACUCCAGAUUGCCUGGAUGGCCUUAAAAAUGAUCGACACUUGUUCACAUCAUCACACGCAUCAAGGCCAACCGAUAAGGAUGCGGAUAGGUCUGCAUACGGGGUCGGUUCUGGCAGGGGUAGUGGGGGUGAAAAUGCCCCGUUAUUGCAUGUUUGGCCACAAUGUAACCAUCGCCAACAAGUUCGAAUCCGGGAGCGAACCACUCCGGAUAAAUGUUAGUCCGACCACAUACGAGAGAUUGGUGCGGUUUGAGGGUUUCAAUUUCGAGGCCCGCGACCGGUCCUGUCUCCCCAAGGACUUCCCCGCCAAUAUUCCGGGCACUUGCCACUUCCUCUCUGACUACAAGCACCCGUCCUUACCGCCGGACGACUCUCUCACUCAACACAUCGAAGCCGGCUUGAAGGAAAUCGGACUCAAUUCCGACAUAUCCUAAUAAAGCCGGAGCAAUAAUCCUGCUGCUUGUACCAUAGCGCAAUAAUCGCACACUGUGUAUAUACCGCUGGACCAGACGACGCAAUAAAGUCACGAUUUUCUGUUUUCACCGCUUAUUGUACAUAUGUAAAGACGGGACGAGCUCACCUUAUACCGAUUUUGUGGAUUCGAUGUAUGUACUACUGUGUUCAAACUUCGGACUCGUACCCGAGACUGCAUGUAUAAAGAAAACCAUUUCUAUUUACCUGAAAGUAUAAAGCGUUUGUUCUAAACUUCGGAGAUAGGAAUUUGUAAGAUUGUAGAUUGAGUUUCAAACAAAACUGUCUUUCCUUCUUAAGCUUUAUUCGAUAAAAUCAAAGACUAUUCUCAUGUUAAUGUAUAUUAGGCGUAACAAUUAUUUCUCAUUGUUUUCGACUGAGUUGGAAAAUUGUUUUAUGUUGAAUAAAUUA